CCCGCCCUCCCGCGCGGGACGCGGCAGAGGACGCGGCGGCGGCAGCGUGGGAAGAUGGCGGCGGCCGCGGCGCGGAGCAGCUUGCUGUGCAGCUGUAACUUGCUGGUGCAUAGGAGCCUGUGUGUUAGAGCUGGAGUCCUGUGGAAGCAGCCUCCUUCAAGGACAUUUUUCAGUGACAGGAGGAAGCUGCACACUGCUCCAGUGGGCCAAGCCUUCCGCCUGCGGCCCUUCCAUGUUCUGGUAGCUACAGGAGGAGGAUAUGCAGGAUACAGAAAAUAUGAGGAUUACAAGUUGGAACAGCUGGAGAAGAGGGGCAUAGAGGUGCCUGUGAAGCUUGCAAGUGAAUGGGAGCUGCAACUCUCGUAGCAGAGAUUCAAGUGGGAAACAGAGAGGGAAUCCAGAGACAAACCAGCGGGGGAUUUAGGAACUGUGACGCCGUGUCCUCUCUCCUAUACCGGAGCAAGCAAAGGAAA
This is a messenger RNA of Haemorhous mexicanus (house finch), 473 nucleotides long. RefSeq names its product phosphatidylserine decarboxylase proenzyme, mitochondrial-like. Lineage: Eukaryota; Metazoa; Chordata; Aves; Passeriformes; Fringillidae. The transcript is spliced from 4 exons. The record is from RefSeq and is a predicted model, not a curated record. The coding region runs from base 55 to 366 and encodes 103 amino acids.